This is a messenger RNA of Fraxinus pennsylvanica, 372 nucleotides long. Lineage: Eukaryota; Viridiplantae; Streptophyta; Magnoliopsida; Lamiales; Oleaceae. The record is from the annotation of a GenBank genome assembly.
AUGCAGUUGGAUGCUCAAAUGGAUAAUAAACCUUCACCUUUCCAACUUCACAUGUUGCAGCAGCAAAUGCAAAGAAAAAAUAUGGCUGGCCAUGGAACUGUCGGUGUAGGCAAUAUUGGAAAUAACAUGGUCGAAUUUGGAGGUUUGAGCAAUGUCAUGGGCAUGGGGGGUGUCAUAAGAGUGAGAGGAACUGAAAUUUCCGCGCUAAUGGGGUCCAUCGUGAUCAUAGGAGACAUGUCCCAGAAUCCAAUGAAUCCAAGCCAGGCUUCAAAUAUUAGCAAUGCAAUUCGUUCUGGGCCUCUUUCACCAGCGCAGGCUGCUGCUUUCAUGGCAAACCUGAGGAGAAUGAAUAUGUUGGGAGGCAAACAGUGA